AGGCCGUUGAGUCAUUCCUGUCUCAACGUACUUGACAUCCAGGAAGAGUGAAAAUACAGCCAUCCUUUGAGCGUGGGAGAAGAUUAGCUGGGUUUGUACAGUGUAACCCGUCUGCGGACCCAAAAAGAGGACAAUGAUGGUAUUUGAAUUAUGGCUAAGGCAAGGUGUGCUUGUGCUCAUGCUGAGUCUACAUGGAGUCAACAUGGAGCACCUCCAAGCUGAGAACUUGCAUCUCCUACCUCUUGAUCAGCACAAUGUGGUCCUGAACCAGGGAAUGAGAGUGCUGCCAAGGGACUGUCAUGAAAUGCUGGUGACCUCUUCAGGUAUUGCCAGAGAUGGGGUCUACCUAAUCCAACCUCGGGACACCCCCAUUGUGGCGUACUGUGCCAUGCAGGAGGGCGGCUGGACCAUUGUGCAGCACAUCACCGUCAACAGCAGCGUCAGUUUUGACCGCGUCUGGGCUGACUACAAGCACGGCUUCGGGGACAUCACAGGAGAUCACUGGCUCGGAAACGAAUACCUUCAUCAGCUCACAGGAGGCCCGGGGCACUACACACUUGGAGUCAAACUAGUGGACCGAGAUGCCGUCACAAAGAUGGGAGAGUACGACCCUUUUCUGGUGGAGGAUGAAUCAUCGGCAUACAGGCUGAGGCUGGGGUUGUUCCAGGGCACAGCUGUGGACGCCCUCACCUUGGACACGGAGAACUACCUGCACGACAACCAGAAAUUCACCACAAAGGACCGAGACAACGAUAACUACUUCCAGAACUGUGCCAAGCUGGAGUUCCAGGGGGUGGCCGGAGGGGGUUGGUGGUACGACGCAUGCGCGGGUGCCAAUCUGAACCGCAGGAAUGUCAUCUACUGGCAAAAAGACUGCAACAAGGAGCGGCUGUGCAAGUAUGCAUGGAUGAUGGUCAGACCCUCACACACUCCUAAAGUCGUUCACAGUAAAGACGAGCUAUAAGGACACUUUCCAUCAAGGGUAAACUAGCGACACAAGCGUCAACUCCUAAUAGAUGAUAAAAACACAUUUAUUUAGAAAAACAUGAUUGAACAUGAUCAAGAUAUACAGAAAAUGACAACAAUGUUUUGCCUGUACAUAAAUGUACAUUGCAAAGUGUAGGCUCCCAGAAUUUCACCAAAAUACUUGGUAACGUGUUUGGCCACAAUACUUCAAAAUGUUCUAGAUGAUAAUGAAAGCAUAGAAAAACUAGAACAUUUCAGUAAUCCAGUACUAAAAUAAAAUAUACUGAGGAACAGUUGUCAAAGUGUGAAACCAGCCUCCCCUGGGAGGCGCCAGAGGACCAUCAACAGGCACAGCAGCUUGAGAACACUAUUUGGGUGGUGUUUUUAAAAUUGCCUUGAAAUGUAUAUACUGUAAGGUUAAUGGGAGGAAAUCAUGUUUUACCAUCUUUUACAGCCUAGCUGGACAAAACAAGAUAUUCAGAACAGCAGCAAUAUUAGCUACAACAUACUUGCCAACCUUGAGACCUCCGA
This is a messenger RNA of Nerophis lumbriciformis (worm pipefish), 1497 nucleotides long. RefSeq names its product fibrinogen-like protein 1-like protein. Lineage: Eukaryota; Metazoa; Chordata; Actinopteri; Syngnathiformes; Syngnathidae. The record is from RefSeq and is a predicted model, not a curated record.